GCCCGGCCCGCGCCCAGCCCCGGCCUCGGCCUCGGCCCCGGACCCGAAUGUUUCACAGCCAAUGGUGCAGAUUAUAGGGGAACGCAGAACUGGACGGCACUACAAGGCGGGAAGCCAUGUCUGUUCUGGAACGAGACUUUUCAGCAUCCAUACAACACUCUGAAAUACCCCAAUGGGGAGGGGGGCCUGGGCGACCAUAACUAUUGCAGAAACCCAGAUGGAGAUGUGAGCCCCUGGUGCUACGUGGCAGAGCACGAAGACGGAGUCUACUGGAAGUACUGUGAGAUACCCGCUUGCCAGAUGCCUGGAAACCUUGGCUGCUACAAGGAUCAUGGAAACCCACCUCCUUUGACUGGUGCCAGUAAAACAUCUAACAAACUUACUAUACAAACCUGCAUAAGUUUUUGUCGGAGCCAGAGAUUCAAGUUUGCUGGGAUGGAGUCAGGCUAUGCUUGCUUCUGUGGAAACAAUCCUGAUUACUGGCAAUAUGGGGAGGCAGCCAGUACUGAGUGCAACAGUGUCUGCUUCGGAGAUCACACCCAGCCCUGUGGUGGUGAUGGCAGGAUCAUCCUCUUUGACACUCUUGUCGGUGCCUGUGGUGGGAAUUACUCGGCCAUGACUUCAGUUGUCUAUUCCCCUGACUUUCCUGACACCUAUGCCACAGGGAGAGUCUGCUACUGGACCAUCCGAGUUCCAGGAGCCUCCCAGAUCCACUUCACCUUCACCUUAUUUGACAUCAGGGAUUCCGCAGACAUGGUGGAGCUGCUGGACGGCUAUACCCACCGAGUCCUGGUCCGUUUCAAUGGAAGGAACCGCCCACCCUUGUCCUUUAACGUCUCUCUGGAUUUUGUCAUUUUGUAUUUCUUCUCUGAUCGCAUCAAUCAGGCCCAGGGAUUUGCUGUUUUAUACCAAGCUGUCAAGGAAGAACCGCCUCAGGAGCGGCCAACUGCCAAUCAGACCCUGGCUGAGGUGAUCACAGAGCAGGCCAACCUCAGCAUCAGUGCUGCCCGGUCUUCCAAAGUCCUCUAUGUCAUCACCACCAGCCCCAGCCACCAACCCCAGACUGUUCCAGGAUGGACAGUGUAUGGCCUGGCAACUCUACUCAUCCUCACAGUUACAGCUAUUGUAGCAAAGGUACUUCUGCACGUCACAUCUAAGUCCCAUCGUGUUCCUACUUCAGGGGACCUUAGAGAAUGUCAUCAAUCAGGGGCAUCAGGAGAAAUCUGGAGCAUUUUUUAUGAGCCUUCUACUUCAAUUUCUAUCUUUAAGAAGAAGCUCAAAGGUCAGAGUCAACAAGAUGACUGUAAUCCUCUUGUGAGUGACUAAAAGGCUCUCCACCCUGUGCCCAGGACAUGAGGUACCUCUGAGCUCAAGGCUGCUGGGGACCACCUCUCCCUGGUUUCCUCUGACCGGCUCCUCCCUGCCUUUCCCUUCACCCCCCAGGGGCACCUCCUUUGAACCCUGCCGGGAAGGGGCACCCUACUGCAGGGGCAAGCAUAGCCUGGAUUCGACCUUAUUCAUCAGCUGCACUUAUGAGAGAGACUCUAGGUCCUAGGGUCCGGCCUUUCCUGCCUCUCUCACUCUCUCUUUCUAAUUUAGGAAUGGGAGUGUUAGGACAGUGGGGCUGAAAUGACAGAUGUGGCUGUGUCCUGCACUAGGCUCAGGUACAUUCUAGACAACAGGCGAGUGGCAGAUAGGUGUAGUAUGCAUUGAGUUUUGCUAGUUUCUUCUCUGUUUUGUCGACACAUAUCACUUUCUCCAUGUCUGAACAGGGUCAGACGGAGAAUUCUGAGGUUCUUUUGAGGGUUAGCUUGGCCCUAUACUCUUGGGCAUUAGCACUCCAAAUUCCUAAAGAGGACUCAUUUCUGUGCUGAUUCAAACGUUGCUCUCCGGGUGCCAGACAAGGACCCCCCAUUUUGGGGGAGGAGAGUCCUAUGAACCAGUCCUGGUGACUCUUAUUCUCAUUAAACCUGACAUCUUCCACAUACAGACUUCUUUUUUAUAACUUCUUUCAGUAACUUGGUGACCAGAAGAGCAAGCUUAAAGAGCAGUUUCAUAAAACAUCCAUUCAUUUAUUCAUGCCUCAAAUUUACUGAAAAGUUUUUAUAGGUGCUCAGUUACUCCAUGUUGGAUUGGAUUUAUCUGGGCCCUAAGCAGCUCAUGGUCCUAUGGGACCUGACCAGACCCCAUCUCUGUGUUUCUCUAAGCUGACUCUCAGUUCAGAACAGGGAGUAUAAACAUCAUGGACUAGCACUUAGGCAGCAUUAUGUGAGACACAGUGCCAGCAAUCCUUCCUUUAGUCAUCUCUCAUUUUAAAAGAAGAUGAAAAACUCUCUGAGGUCCAUAUUCUCUGUGGCCCUCUGCUCCUUCUCAUGGGCAUAAAGUGGGGUUAGAAAUGGCUAGGUGGGGAGCCUUGCAAGACUCUGGCCCCUGGCCCCAGAGCCCCUGCCCUCAGAUGACAGGGAUAGGGAAUGAAUCAAAGGGAUUGGCAUAGGGUAAGAAGGAGAGUUUGGGAACUAGAGACCCUUCAAAGAUAAGCCUCCUAAGAUUGAGAGCUGCAGCUGCAGUGGCCACCCAUGGGGAGAAUCAGCGCCAUCUCUGAUUUAGAAGGCUCCACCAUCCCAAAUCAGGCUUUGUCAGCAGCAGCUGAGAAGAGCAGCCUGUGCCUCUGAAGGCCAGGCCUGGACCUUUGUCAAGGAUUGACUCUCCCAAAGGUUCUUGUUUCCUGUUGUGCCUCUUGCUUCACACGUUCCCUCUUGGAACACUUUGCUGGCCUCCCCCAAGUCCCUAAACCACUGCCUGUUGUAGCCCUUCCUGGGGUUCAGCUACACUAGCAACAAGCCUGUACCUGGCUGCUCCCAGCAAGAUGGAGGGCUGUGUAGAGCCAGCCAGUCAGCAUCUAUCCUUGGCAACCAGGAAAAGGGCGACAUUCACAGGAGGGAAAUGGAGCAAUAAUUCCACAGGAGGGCAGGGGCUUGCCCCGGUACCUUAUGAGAUCACAGAGUGCUCAGUGCUGUCCUCGGGCUUUGAUCCGGAAUGGGUGACUCCCCUGAAGCAGCUAUCUGACGGGUCUGGGCCUGGAGAUGCCUGCCCACACAAGGACCACUGGAAAUUUAAUGACAUGUGUAGUCUCCCCUCGAAGCUUUCCCUGGCUUUUGUGGAAUCUCCUCUCAAACACAAGUGUCAGGUGUGCGCACUCAUAGAGGGGCCUGAAUUGUGAAUAGAUCCAUUCACAGCACAAAGGGAAUGUGGAAUUUGGCCUCAGGAAGGGGUUCAUCCUGCUGAGGGGCAGCUGUUCAGCUGCCUAGGCUUACACUGACUACUAGUUUGGGCAGCGUCCUGAAGGGCCACCAGUCUGACUGUGCCCACCUUUCACCUCUGGUUGCAGAGUCUAAAUGCCAAGCCUGUGUGUUGGCCGAGCCUGUGGCUAGAGCAGGCUCUGAGAGAGCCUGAAGCCCUGGUGAGGCCCCAGGGCUCUCCUUCCUGUGGAUCUGGCACCCUCAGUGCUGCCAGAAUCAACUUACUAUCUAGGGAGUGGCCAUGGGAAGCCCAAACCAGUUUCAAGACUGAGUGGGGGAAGAGGGCCCUAAAUUGUCCCAGGCUUUAAAUACCAUGGCCACAGUCUGACCAAGUCCUUGGUCAGAACCUGUCAGCAACACCCCAUGGAAGGACCUCUGUGGCUAAGUCAACACCUGAGAAAUAGAUUGUCCCAGGAGAGUAAAGGUGUAUUUUCAGGAGCACCAAACGAGGAAGCACUUGAUCAUCUAAGAAGCUACUUUAAGUGAAAGUUGAAAGUGAUUUGUAUUUGAAAGGGCUGACCCUGAGAAAAGUAACUUACACAACACACAGCAGAAGCUUAUGAAAGAGGAAAGGGAGGGGCCUUGGAGAACACCAUGAAUGAUUGCUACAAGAGCCCCCCUCCCAGAGUCUUUUCCUUGAGGUGACAGAGAGAAUAGAGGGGAGGGGAAGUUUUCGCCUCAGUACCUGUGUGCCUUCCUCACCCAGGCAUGGUCUGCACACCUGCCUUCUCUGCAUGCACUCCGAGGGCCAGGAAUCUUGUUACUUUCCUGGUGAAUGCAUUUCAGCCAGCUGUGAACCUGGCCCCUUAACUGCACUUCACAGUGUCCUGGGCCCCUCUGGAAGGCAAGUGGGACUGCCCUGUGCCUCUGUCAUGUGUCAGUCACUUGCAGACCAAAAGAGCAGGAAUGAACCCUGGAUGCCUUCCCCACUUCCACCACGUCAGAACAGGGUUGAGGCCUCCCUCUCUCUAGGUGUGAGCAAGGUAACCCAGUUGCUUUAAUUUCAGAAGUAGGCUUUGGCUCAAGAUUCCAAUGGGCCAGAAACCCACAAAGAUCAAAACAUUAGCAAGUACAGCUGUCCUGGCCCUAAAGCCAAACGCACAGGGUGUGCCUAGGCAAGGCCCCACCCACAGGUCUAUUGUCAGCCCAAGGCAGGAGUUGGCCUGACCCAGCUCUGGGUCUGGCCAGACCGUCCUGACAUCACUGGGCACUCAGGCCAUACAGCCAAGCCUCUGUGCGUCCUGGGCAAUUAAUCUUUAUGAGCACUUGUAAGCGGGUAGCUUUUGAGAUACUGUCUCCCUUUUCUGAUGAGGCCACCCCAGGUCUCCUACAGAGUCAGGCCAGCUCCCCACUCCAUAACCCUGUCAGCUGGCACCCUCAUGGGUUUCAGAGUUCCUUUUUGGUGUUUGAUGUCUGCUUUUGUUACUACCUUGGGAAUUUUUAACCUUUUGAUUGUUCCUCUGGUGUCUUUGUUUACCUUCCUCACUGUUCUACCUCCUGGUCAGGUCUCAGCUUAGCUGCCCUGGCAUGGGGUGUUUUUCAAACCUUCCAGCCAUAGCUGCCUCCCCUCAGGCUGGAUGGCUCAGGGGUAACUGGGCCUCACUCUGCCUGCAGACCCCAGGUGGGCCCAUCUCACAGGCUUUCUCUUGCCAAGUUGAACAUCCUCAACCAGGCAAAAGUGGAGUGUGGAGGGAAGUCCAAGGUAAAUCUUCUGCUUCAGAAAGGCUGUGUCUUCAGGAGCAGGUUGGGGGGGCCUUCCCCGCACACAUGGGGAAGCUGAUGUCUUAGGGUUCACAAAGCAUCAAGACCUGCCUACAUCCAGACUCACCUUCCUGCGGGGAUCUUGACUUUGGAUAACAAUGCUUUAUUUGUAAAUAUGCCUAAUAUGCAACUUUGAGAAUAAAUCAGAAACAUCAUGUAUUUUAAAAUAUAAGAUGAAGUGUGACGCACUGUACACAAUUUAAUAUAUAUUUUUAGGAUUUUGUUAUUUAAGAAAAUGGAAUGUAAUGGUACUUAACUUUUACAAAAGAGAGAAAAAUGUUAUUUUUACUGUCUGGGGAAAUAAAUAUUCUCAUUGUUGU
Messenger RNA from Condylura cristata (star-nosed mole), 5380 nucleotides. It is a transcript of the gene KREMEN1, whose product is annotated as kringle containing transmembrane protein 1. The annotation marks the transcript as partial. The transcript has 9 exons. The record is from RefSeq and is a predicted model, not a curated record. Gene Ontology annotation, cellular component: plasma membrane. Gene Ontology annotation, biological process: Wnt signaling pathway; multicellular organism development. Lineage: Eukaryota; Metazoa; Chordata; Mammalia; Eulipotyphla; Talpidae.